CAUUGGACCCAACUGCCUCACCAUGACACCGGAGCCGCCGCAGCAGAAGCUCAUUACCAGGACCACUUCCACUCCUCAGCUAAGCGGCCUCGGCGUUGCCUCUACCAAGGGCGUGAUGCAGCGGUUUAUGGCCUCCCAUGGCAUGCACCCUCAAGCCUUCCUGGAGAACGGCAACUCGACAACGGGCAUUACCACGGUCACCCUAUCGACGGCAGCCAUCGAGCCGGAAUCGGAGGGCAGGCCGUUGUUCCAAGAGUAUGUGCCCGUCGAGAAGAAGAACCAGCAGGAGCUGCAGGACCUGAAGCCGCUGAAGCGCCUGAGCAAGACUAACAGGCACAACACACUGAAGGCUUCGCUGGACAAGCUCAGCACAGGCGACGAGGCCGAUGCGGACGAGGAUGACGAUGAGGACUCUGAAGUGGACUGCUAUGGACCCGGAGAACUGCGCAAUGUCUAGUCCACCCAUGAGUUGGAUAGAAAUGGCAUCGAGCCGGAGAACGUACACAAGCCCGC
Messenger RNA from Drosophila serrata, 513 nucleotides. RefSeq lists its product as uncharacterized. The record is from RefSeq and is a predicted model, not a curated record. NCBI's taxonomy places the organism in Eukaryota, Metazoa, Arthropoda, Insecta, Diptera, Drosophilidae.